AUGGCUAUUGCGCAAACAUUUUCAUCUAAACUAUGUCCAGGGAUUAAUAGCUUUAGCAUAUGUUCAGAUUACAGAAAUAACUUUCAUGUGUUAUCAACGAGUCGAAACGGUUCUGUGAACCAUAGUAUAAGAUUGGACCAAUUACAGUCAAAUCUAAAGACUCUGAAACAUCAGAUAAGGGCAAGAAGAUUAGGUAAAGAAUGGGAAGAGAAAGAAGAGGACAACAAAGAAGAAGAAGACUACCGAUCAGAAGAGAGUGACGAAGAAGACCAUCGAUCAGAGCAGGACAACGAAGAAGACGAUCGAGCAGAGGAGGCUGUUCUAAAACUAUAUACAGAUAUCAAGGACCGAAACAUUGAUGGAAUCUCAGAAGUUAUUGGAGAUGAAUGCCAAUGUUAUUGCAACUUCUUGUCUACUUACCGACUCUUACAAGGCAAGAAGAAAGUGAUGGCUUUCUUCUACUGGUUGAUAAUGAAGCUUGGGAAAGAUAUCAAGAUUGUUGUUAGACCAACCUCCAAAGAUGGCAUGACCGUUGGUGUUCAAUGGCAACUCGAAUGGGAGAAGCAACACAUCCAAUUAGGGAAGGGCGUUAGUUUCCACAUUUGCCAUAUCUACCAGGGAAAGCUGUUGAUAAAGAAUGUGGAGAUGUUCAUGGAGCCAAUCUUUCACAUAGAGCCUCUAAGACUAAGAACAAUGGCAUUUGCAGUGAACUUGGCUGAGAAGAUUGUCACUUUCUUGAAACCAGCAAGGAGACAAGCAAUGACAGUUCUGCUAUUUACUGUUCUACUACUUGCUGCAGUCGCUUUCUACUUCACGCAACCAAGACUCUGA
Messenger RNA from Microthlaspi erraticum, 831 nucleotides. NCBI's taxonomy places the organism in Eukaryota, Viridiplantae, Streptophyta, Magnoliopsida, Brassicales, Brassicaceae. The record is from the annotation of a GenBank genome assembly.